This is a messenger RNA of Porites lobata, 1218 nucleotides long. Lineage: Eukaryota; Metazoa; Cnidaria; Anthozoa; Scleractinia; Poritidae. The record is from the annotation of a GenBank genome assembly.
UUACCUUUUAGCAGCAGGACGUUGACUCAAGUCAGACAUGAAUCAUCUGCUGUGUCCCCUGGACAUAGGAUCUCUGCAAUAACUACUAACAAUGAUUCUGUGUCUGUCAGUUGGACAGAUGGAAGCACUGCUGAUUUUCACCACAUCUGGCUGCGAGAUCAUUGCCGGUGUCCUCAGUGUUAUAAUUCUACCACACAUCAGAAAGAGUUUAAUAUUGUGGAUAUACCCCUUGACAUUAAACCUUUUGAUGUGUCCUUGAAUGGUCCUGACAGCUUGUCAAUCAAAUGGCCAGACAGCCAUGAAACUGAUUUUGACGCUGAAUGGUUAAAACAGAAUUGCUAUGGGAAGCAAGGUGCCUUUGCAGUAACCAGGCAAGCAGAACAGAAGCAAAAGCAUUUCUUGUGGGACAAAAACAGCAUUGAAACAAACUUACCUUGUCCCCUUCAAUAUGGCAAGAUCACUUCUGACAAUGACGAACUCAGUACACUCUUUUUUCGGAUUGUUAAGUAUGGCUUUGCAUUUGUAGAGGAUACACCCACCACUGUUGAUGCUGUAGAAAAUGUGUCUAAACUAUUAGGUGGUUUUGUCAAGGAAACACACUAUGGCAAAGUGUGGGAAUUUUCAAAUGAGGUGAUGGAAUAUGCAGACACUGCAUACACUUCAGAUUACCUCCGUGGACACGUCGAUAGCACCUAUUUCUCCCACCCUUCUGGGCUUCAGUUGUUGCAUUGUGUUGGGCAUGAAGGAACAGGCGGACUGAAUUUGCUGGUGGAUGGUUUCUUCGCAGCAGAAAAGCUGAGACAAGAAGACAAGGCGUCCUUUGAAAUCCUGUCAUCCACGAUUGCCCGCUUUCACUACAAGGAUGAAGACCUUCAUUUGAAAGCACAUGGGCCAAUCAUUGAAACAGAUCCAUUUGAUGGCUCUUUGUCCCAGAUAAGGUUUAAUAAUUACGAUAUGGAUGUCAUGGAUUGGUUGAAAUAUGAUGAAGUUACUCAGUUUUACAAGGCUUUAAGAGCAUACAGUGCUAUCACGUGUGCCCCUGAGAAUCAAUUCUGGUUCAAGUUGGUUCCUGGUUUGUUGUUGAUCAUGGGUAACUGGCGGGUUCUCCACGGAAGGUCAUCAUUUACAGGAAAGCGGUCCAUGCAAGGGUGCUAUAUCAAUGGAGAUGACUUCUUUGGAAAAUACAGAGCAAAAGUAUUGGCUCUAAAGAAGACUUAA